UGGAGGGGGGUGAAUACAGGAUUCACUUGUGAUGUUCUGAUGUGCUGUUGAAAGGAAAAGACCAGAGUCUAUUGCACACUGACACUUCAAAACUCUUCUGCUAAUGUAUUUUCAAACUCACUGAAUUAUAGAAAAUCAGCAUGGGAGGAGCUGUGAGUGCUGGGGAAGACAAUGAUGAUUUAAUUGAUAACUUGAAAGAAGCUCAGUAUAUUCGCACUGAGAGAGUGGAGCAAGCCUUCAGAGCAAUUGACCGUGGUGAUUAUUUUCUAGAAGGAUACAAGGAGAAUGCUUAUAAAGACUUGGCUUGGAAGCAUGGAAAUAUACACUUAUCAGCACCUUGCAUUUAUUCUGAAGUCAUGGAGGCAUUGAAACUUCAACCAGGAUUAUCUUUUCUGAAUCUUGGUAGUGGAACCGGAUAUUUGAGUACAAUGGUGGGAUUAAUAUUAGGCCCUUUUGGAAUAAAUCAUGGAAUUGAGCUUCAUUCAGAUGUGGUAGAAUAUGCUAAGGAAAAAAUGGAGAGCUUCAUAAAAAACAGCGAUAUCUUUGAUAAAUUUGAAUUCUGUGAACCUGCAUUUGUGGUUGGUAAUUGUCUGGAGAUUGCAUCGGACAGUCAUCAGUAUGACAGGAUCUAUUGUGGAGCUGGGGUCCAGAAAGAUCAUGAGAACUACAUGAAAAUUUUAUUGAAAGUUGGAGGCAUUCUGGUUAUGCCCAUAGAAGAUCAGCUAACACAAAUUCUGCGAACAGGACAGAACACUUGGGAAAGUAAAAACAUUCUUGCUGUUUCAUUUGCUCCACUAAUACAACCCAACAGGAAUGACAACAGCAAACGUGAUACCGUGGGACUGCCCCCUUGUGCUGUUCGGAAUCUACAGGACUUAGCUCGGAUCUACAUUAGACGCACUCUUAGAAACUUCAUAAAUGAUGAGAUGCAAGCCAAGGGUAUCCCUCAAAAACCGCCACCAAAACGAAAACGCAGGAGGUGCCGUAGACACAGGAUUAACACUUAUGUGUUUGUAGGCAAUCAGCUCAUUCCACAGCCUCUAGACAGUGAAGAGGAUGAAAAGAUGGAGGAAGACAACAAAGAUGAUGAUGAUAAAGAUCACAAUGAAGCCUUGAAGCCAGAGGAGCCUCCUCGAAACUUAUUGAGAGAAAAAAUUAUGAGUCUACCGUUACCUGAUUCUUUAAAAGCAUACUUGACAUACUACAGAGAGAAGUAACUUGUUUUAAGUAGAAACAAUGCCUACUGAUAGCUCCUUUAUUCUUGAAAAAUGUAGCAUUUAUUAAGAAAUAGAUGGACAUAUAUCAUUAGUCUUUCAACAAGACGGAAGUACAGUGAUAAAUUGUAACUUCUGUCUUAACUUUGCUACAAAGACUUGUAUUCAGUAGUACAGAAUCCCUUUUUAAAAAAAUUAUUUUUCUUUAAAUUUUGAGAAAUACAAUUUUAACUCUGAUAGAAAAAUAUUCCAAAGCAGUAUGCAGCAUUAAUCAAGACUUGGCAUGGUAAAUCCUUUUUGAUCUUUAACAGAUUUGUAUUGAUAGAAGGGUAAGUGAAAUUUUAUAUGUGCUAAAAUAGCUGUUGAACAAAUGCAUUCUGACUUGAAUAACAGUUGUCUGCAUAAGGUUUUAAACAUACAACACAAGCAUUUCUCAUAUAAUCUUGAAACUGUACCCUUUAAAACAUUUAUUUUACCAUGACAUUGUUGCAGUCAUUAUUACUGUGUUGAUAUAAAUGUAUUCCAAGAAAUACACAAGUGCAAUAACUGUAUACAGGCAAGAAUGAGUUGGCUUUAAUGAAAGACAAAAAUGCAAGUUCUGAAAUGUCAGGUGGCCCUGCUACUUUUGUAUUUAUAUCUUUUGCCAAAAGAUCUUGAGGAAAGUGACCAUUUCUCUCAGAGCCUUAAGGGAAUAUCAUGUUGAAUAUAAAGCAAAAAACAAAACAAAAAACAAAAAAAAUCCAAACAAAACAAAACAAACACAAAAAACCCCACACACCUUAAUAUAACCCUUUUUGUUUAACUCCGUAUUACAUUUUCAGUAUUUAUAAAUAGAGACAUUUCUUCAUUCUCAAGGAUUUUAAGACAAUUUCUAAAAUCACAGUGUUGACACAAUAUUUGGUAACAAAGAUUGUAAUUUAGAAUUAAAAUGAUUUAUAUUUACUACUUUAAUAGAAUAGAAUAUGAAUAGCUUGUCUUGCUUACUUGGAUAGCUGUAAUAGUAGAUUUUGUUCAGCAAAUGCACUUUAGUAAGUGGAUUUUCUAUUUCAUCUACAUAUUUUCUGAGAAGGCAGAAUUGUGCUGGCCCUACAUUUGUUUCUGAACACAUCUCUUUUUAGUGCAUAAAUAUUCACAGUUGUUUAUAUCUAUCUGUUGGAAAUUGAGAGUAGCAGUUUAAACUUUGGGACCCACUGAGUUCUCCUUUGAAUAUUUUCCCCUCCACCUCUUUCCUCCCAUUUGGUGAAGUUGCUUGCAGUUUUCUUCUUGGCUUGAUGGAGUGCUUUGUUCAUUUUUGCCCACUUAAUAUUUUGAGUGUAUUGUAGCAUAGCCAUGAUGGAGAAUGCAGUUUACGAACUAGGCAUGAUAUUCAGUUAAAGCCACUUUUAUUGGAAACAUCUGUUUGUUGGACCUAAUGGAAAACAUUCCUCUUAGAAAAAAAAAUUCUGCGCAAUAUGUUUACUUUUGUGGUAAUACUCAUUAUUAAAUCCAUCAGCCAUUUAACCUAAACAUAAGAUAAAAUCCUCACCAGUGCAAUUAAUAUCUGGCUAUCAAAUACUCAUAAUGAGUUUUCCAAUACUCAUUAACAAAUUAAACAUUGUGUCCAACUUCAACAGUGAGAUAAUGUAUAGUCCUGCUACAGAUUGGACACUGAUUUUUUGAUGGUGCAUUUCAUGCCUCAUUUACCAUUUUUAAAAGUAUGUCUUAGUAAUGUUGAAAAGGCAUCUUGAUGAAAGGCCUAUUGUACCAGUGCAUGGAUUUUUUUUUCCACAGCAAAGUCUCAGCAUGAAUAAAUUAAAAAAAGAAAAACCUUGCUUUUAUUUUUCUGACCUUAUUUUCACAAUAAGAAAAACUGGUAAGAGAUAGUUUAGCUAUUUUCCUAUAAUAUGAUAUACUGGAGUAUUUGCAAUGGCUUAGCUAUUGGAACUAUCUUUCAUUAAAUAUUUUGUUUUAGAUGGAAUUUCAGUUUAAAUAAUCUAAAAAUCAAGAUGUUAUACUUUCCAGGUAGCCUGAGAACUUUGUGUUAUUUUUCCAGAAUCAGCAUCCAUAUGUUCAAGAGUUCGAAGUUACUAAAUAUAAUUUUACAUCUUUUCAUUGAGACCUUUAUAAAGGAUGCUUUCGAAGAAUGACUUUUUGCAUUGUUUUUCACUCUAUUGUAUACUUGAUAAAAUAGACAAUGGAUGAUUUGCCAUGAUUAUUCAGUAUGUAUCUUUAUGGGAGUCACUGAAAUGGUUUCUUUUCUGUUUAUAUGUGGAUUUAUUUUACACUGUUGAAUUUACAUUUACAUUAAAUAAAAAGGUAGAAAUGCAAAAUGCAUCAGUUGUCUUUGACAUAUGUUGGUAUUGGGACAAUGUUGCAAUAAAAUAGUUUUUGU
Molecule: messenger RNA, 3585 nt
Organism: Pelodiscus sinensis (Chinese soft-shelled turtle)
Lineage: Eukaryota; Metazoa; Chordata; Testudines; Trionychidae
Gene: PCMTD1
Product: protein-L-isoaspartate (D-aspartate) O-methyltransferase domain containing 1
Biological process (GO): protein modification process
Cellular component (GO): cytoplasm
Molecular function (GO): protein-L-isoaspartate (D-aspartate) O-methyltransferase activity
Source: RefSeq, a predicted model, not a curated record